Molecule: messenger RNA, 5426 nt
Organism: Electrophorus electricus (electric eel)
Lineage: Eukaryota; Metazoa; Chordata; Actinopteri; Gymnotiformes; Gymnotidae
Gene: gpr107
Product: G protein-coupled receptor 107
Biological process (GO): clathrin-dependent endocytosis
Cellular component (GO): Golgi apparatus; membrane; clathrin-coated vesicle
Molecular function (GO): clathrin heavy chain binding
Source: RefSeq, a predicted model, not a curated record
AAGUGAUUCUCCUCUGUCGCCAGCUGUUUUUUUUCUUUUUAAAAAUGGCAACCGACAAAGGCUAUGGGUUUACGUGUGUAAACUUGAUUUUUAUGUUAUUUGUUAUGGGAAACCAUUGUCGGCUGCAUCAUCUCGUACUUAAGGAUGAUGUCCGUCAAAGAGUUCAUCUCAACACCUUCGGUUUUUAUAAAAACGGUUACAUGAGCGUGGAGAUGAACCGUUUCAGUAUGACUGCGAACACCGAGGACAUUGACAGCUCCACGAUCGGUUUCAGCUUGGAUCGCACAAGUAGUAAUGGCUUUUCUACUUAUCUAGAUGAUGGCCUGGACUACUGUGUUCUUAAAAAGGUCCCCAGCAGUGAUUCUGCAGUGGUGCUUCUCUUGCUGGACUUCAAAAAAAACAUAGUGAGGAUGAAGACAUCUGCCGAGGAGGGAUCGUUUCCCCGCAUCAUUCCAUUUGUGCCAGAGGCUGAGGUGGAUGACCCUGAUGGGCGGAAAGAACAACAGCCUGCUGCUAAGGCCAAGCGGGAGGCAAAUGAGAACAAAGCAGAUGUCACAUACCCACUGCAGCACCAGGACAAUAGCUACUCUUUUCAAUUUUACUUCAACGUGACAACGGACAAACAGCAAGGUCUCUACAACUUCUACUUCCACAACUGCCACUCGUCCACGUCUGCAACAGCCGACGCCUCCACGCUUGCCACGCUCAGCUUCAACCUCGACAUCAGCAUACAGGAGAAGAAUCCAGCCAGCUACCUGUCUGCUGGGGAGAUUCCUCUCCCUAAACUAUACAUCUGCAUGUCUGUCUUCUUCUUCCUGAUCGGUACACUCUGGGUCCACGUUCUGCGCACCCGCAGUGCCGAUGUGUACAAAAUCCACUGGCUUAUGGCAGCGCUCCCUUUCACUAAGUCGAUCUCCCUCGUUUUCCAUGCAAUUGACUACUACUACAUCUCUAAUCAGGGCUUUCCUAUCGAGGGCUGGGCUGUGGUCUACUACAUCACACACCUGCUGAAGGGGGCACUGUUGUUCAUUACCAUCGCUUUGAUAGGGACUGGCUGGGCCUUCGUCAAGCACAUCCUCUCAGACAAAGACAAGAAGAUCUUCAUGAUCGUCAUCCCCCUCCAGGUGCUGGCGAACGUGGCGUACAUCAUCAUUGAGUCCACGGAGGAAGGCUCCAGUGAGUACGGCCUGUGGAUGGAAGUCCUCUUCCUGGUGGACCUGCUUUGCUGUGGGGCCAUCCUCUUCCCUGUGGUCUGGUCCAUCAGGCACUUGCAAGAGGCAUCAGCAACUGAUGGCAAAGCUGCCAUCAAUCUUGCACAGCUGAAGCUUUUCAGGCACUACUAUGUGAUGAUUGUGUGCUACAUCUAUUUCACGCGCAUCAUUGCCAUCCUCAUCAAGGUCAUCGUCCCCUUCCAGUGGAAAUGGCUGUAUCAGCUGCUGGACGAGCUCGCCACCCUGACCUUCUUCAUCCUCACGGGCCUCAAGUUCCGGCCAGCCUCCCACAACCCCUACCUGCUGCUCUCCGUCGAGGACGAGGAGGACCUGGAGAUGGACGACGUGGUGACUACGUCCACAGCCAUGGGGGAAGGCGUGAAGAAAGUGAAGAAGGUGACCAAUGGGCCAUCAGAGGAGCGGGAGAGCAUGGCUUAAUUGGAAACAGUAGUUCCCUGAGCUUGGGCUGCCUCUGGGCUUGUGUGGCUAGCUACUGAUGUAGCGAAGCAUUGUUUUAACCCAGCUUCACCGCGGCCUCCAUGCAACCCGGUUUGUGGCAGGUGGCCUUGGAGCUCCUGUUGGACCUACCACGUUGGUCUCGUUCCAAGACUCUGUGGCCCUAGAGCUGUAUGUAUAUCUCUGUAAACAUUACACAGACCAUAUUAGGGCCGACACACCUCUCAGCGAUUAGCCCCACCCCCUUCGCUGUAGUUCGGAUGGAGAUCCUCAGUGCUACGCUUUGUUCUUGCUUAACACAGAUGGUUUUGCUUUGCUUUUGUUUGUAUGUUUGUUUUUAUUUAUUUUUUAUUUAUUUUUUUUUUUAAAUUAAUGACCUACCUAUGGCAUCUCUUGAUCUCUGAGACACUCCGGCACUUUAGCCAUCACACAAACACAGGUCACUGUGGGGGCAGCCUCAUGUUUCCGUUUCAACCAAGCUGAUUUUGGUCACUAGCCACUAAAAAAUGGCAUAAAAGCAAUUUUAUUUCUUGUAUGAAAUUGUAUUUCUUGUAUAAAUGUACAGAUCUGAGGCAAGUGUACAGGCACAUUAUUCCAAGACUAAAGAAGAAACCACAACAUGGGCGGUUCCAAAGCAUCGUCAUGGUUUCAGUGACUGUUCUUUUCCAUUUCUUCAUUACUUGCAGUUUAAUAAUGGGUUUUAUUGGAUGGCUCUAAACAUUUCCGAAGUGGAGAGAAGCAUGAUUGCCAGGCCUGUACUGUAUAUUUCUAUGGUCUCAGCCUUUUCAGUAAUAUUAACUUGAUUUGAGGGAUCUUCAUCAUUGUGUGUUUCUGAAGAUAUUUUUCGGUACUCAUAUAGGGGUUUAAGUUUAUUGCUUUAGGUAUUUUGUUAAUUUACAAAACUCUGUGGUCAAGCUAGAUUAAUUGAAGACCUUUUCGCAAUAUUAAAAUGUGCAAUGGUUUGAUUCCUGCUGAUUUCAUGUCUGCUUAUUAAAAAUAUAUUAUUUUUCGGUCAAAGUUGUUUGUCAGGCUCAUACUGAGUAGAUGCCAGAGACAAAGCUCGAAUUACAGGAGUCUUGCUGUGAAUGUUCCAACAUAUGGAGGAGUUGAAGGGAACAUCAUUAUAUCCAUUUUCAUGCCAGUGUAAACAUCCUAAAUUGGUCUUGUCAGAAAGAGUCCUAAUGAUUCAAGUGGGUGAUUUUUCUUCCAUAUGGGCUCAAGACGUUUUUCUUUUUGUACUAUGAGCAAAGGCCCUGAAAAAAAAUGUCUUUGCUUGUGUUUACAGGGAAUUUCAACAUUUAUCCUUGACAUAAUGAGACAAAAAAGCAAUAAGUUUGCCACUUCACCAUCAUGUUAGUUAAUGCUGAGCUAAUGCUUAGAUACUGAUUUAUUACAGUUGCAAUGAGAGAUUUCUAACACCGUUUUGUUUAGGAGAUGUCGGGUGUAAUGCAACUUAUUACUGAAGUUUACAAGUAGUAGAUGCUUCAUUAAAAAUAUUUCAUUUUGCCAACUGUUUGAGGAUUUGACAUGCUGGUUGACCUAACUAGACUGGUUGACAUGACUGCAAAUGUGGUUCUUGGGUCUUAGCAUCAAGAGUUCUGUGAACAGUCUGCCUCAUUAUUGUGCUUUAGAAAAAUUCUUCCAACUUCUCAUUUCUGAAUCUCUUGUUCUGCAGUCACUGAUCAUAGCUUCUCAAAGUCUUCAAAUUGUUUUAUUGGCUUGAUUAUGAAUCUAAUCUGAAGUUUAAACUGGAUUUUGAAAUAUUUGUCUUUUGUUCGGAUAAUCGGUAUUUGAAGGAUUAAAGUAAUACUUCAUUCACUUGUUAUCCUCUGGGUCAUUGUGUCCAGGAGCAUAUUACAUUGUUAAACAAUGUGUUUAUUUAAAAUUGCACCAAUUGAUGCUAACUCACUGUUUUGAUUGACUUCAACUUCUGCAUUAUGCAAGUUAUUCUAUUACAAUGCCUGUCUUCUGUUCAGGGCUCCUUAGCCUCUGUGCAUGGUCUUCAUUCCUUUUAAGACAGUCAGGGUGCAUAUAGCUUGAGAAAAGAUCAAAUUUACCUUAGAGUUAUUUUGUUGUUGUUGUUUACUCCCUAGCCAAAUAACAAUCUUUAGGCUGCACUAUCAGGCUUUAAAAGCAACCGCCGGUCCUAGUGUGUAUAGCUGUUGUUAGAAAUAAAUAUAAGUUUUGCAUUUAUCCAGAGCCAUUCUUUACAUUACAUUUGACCAUUGUCUUGCAUAGCCAAAAUUCAGGUACAAAGCACGUUAGCGUUACUAAUAUGUUUAAUUGACUAAGAAAAUCUGAACUAUGGUUGACGGGCUACUUUGAAAAUGUCAGUGAUCUGGUGCACUAUUCUGACGUUUUUAUUUUGUUGAAAGGUAAUGACGUGUUUAAGGUCACCGUUAACGUUUGGGAUGAAAUGUUCUACUCGUUGUUCAUGUCGCCUAGAGCGUUGAAGAUGAUUCUGGAUCAGACACAUUUUCUAUUAAUGUAUUAAUCAUACUUGGGCAACAAAUGCAAUGUUUGACUGCUCGUUUUGUUUGCAAAGUUAUUGAAAUUAGCCUACUGAAAUUAGUGUGCCCUUUAGUGAAUGUACGUUUUCAUUUUUUUUAAAUAUCCGUGAAUGGCGACUUUCACACACUGACACAGCAAACGAGCGAAAGCAACAGCGGGCAACAACUUUUUUUAAUCGCUCUCGAGUACCGAGUACUUACCGUCGCCGCUGGGGCUCAAACGUCCUUUACGAGCAUCUGAUGUUGAUCAAAUGUCAACGAGCAAACGAUGAAGCGCUGAACUUCCCAACGAGUGUGUCACCAGCGCUAAUCUCGCUGUGUUUAGCGCCGAACAGUUUCUCUGCUCUUGUGGUCCUUGUGGGAGACAGAUGGAGGCUUUAGUAGUGCAUUUUAAAAGCGACACUCAUAAGCGCAGCACUAAUAUGUGGGUUGUUAUCUCAGCAGAGAAGGCGACCGAGGACAGACCGCUCUAAAUGCCCAUGUUUACGACCCUGAUUAUAUUUUUCCUCCGCAUAUACAGUGGCCUGGUGUUAACUAUUAUCAGUGCGCUGAUGACCAGCAUGACAUUCAUCCUCAACUAUGUUUUCUGUUUGGGGAUGCAGACUAACUGGCUACACUGUCUUAACAUAUAAAAGGCAAACAUUUAUAGUGUGUAAAAUGAGCAAGACUUGUGCUUAACAAGCUAUGCACCCCAGAUGUGACUAUAUCAAAAUGAAAACUGUCUAAUCUAAUUUCGUAUAAUACAGUUAAUUCCUUAGACUUUCCACACAGAAAAAUCAUUACAUUAUUAAUAUUUUUUAAAUUACAUCCACAAUCUUUGUUUACUUUUUUGGUACUGAGUGACCUGGGAAUUAUUGCAUAUUCAGCAUUAAGUAGUUAAUUGUUCAGUCUUUCAGUCUUUUUUUCAAGCUUCAAGCUGUUGUUUUAACAUGUAUUACUAGCCAUGGUUUAUUGCUAUUUUAGGAGCAGACCAUGUAUCUGACGAUUUAGGGAUCUGAGAUUAGCCUAAUUUGUCUCUCUUUCCACAUCUGUCAUUUUGCUCUGCUGGGGAUGGCGGGGCCAUAUGGUAAUGCUGGCACUUGUAACAACCUUCUUAUCUUUGGGUGACUAAAGAUUAGUUGCAGCUACAAGCCAUGUUAGCUGUUUCUCUGGGUGGAGAAGGGGCCCUUGGAAACAUUUGCAGCCUCAAACCAGUGCAAGAUGCAGAUUUUUGUGUUUGCUAGCUGUUUCUUACUUGUGCUGUCUAUUU